UCCCCCUAAUAUAAUCACCAAUAAUGAUCACCUCAUACCCCUCCGCGGCCACCGCCACCAUCACCACCGUUGAUUGCGAGAAACAAGUCCGUUCGUGGCGACUCCUCCGUUCUCUAGUGGAGUUACUCAUCCCUAGUUGUUACUGUACGUUUGUUGAACCUACAAAACUUGUCCCGAGUAAAAAACCUGUUUCAUCUUUCAACUAUCAUAGACCAUCAUUUACCUCGAAUACAACAAAUAUUACGGGUACCAUUUUUGGGUAUCGUAAAGGAAAAGUCAAUUUUUGUAUCCAAACAAACCCUAAUUCCUCUACCCCGCUUCUUCUCCUUGAACUCGCGGUUUCUACUUCUACCCUAGCACGUGAAAUGCGUGGAGGGCUACUAAGAAUCGCACUUGAAAGUUCCAAUAACGGAGGUGGAAGUGGAAAUAAUGAUAAUUCUUCCCUUCUGUCCAUGUCUGUAUGGACGAUGUAUUGUAAUGGAAAAAAAGUAGGGUUCGCGGUUAAAAAAAAACCUACAAAAUCCGAUUUACAAGUGUUGAAUCAAAUGGAAAGUGUAGUUGUUGGUGCUGGCACUGUUCAUGGUAAAGAAAUUAAUCGCGAUGAUGAUAUAAUGUAUCUAAGAGGAAAAUUCGAAAGGGUUCAUGGAUCUUCAGACUCAGAGUCAUUUCAUUUAAUCGAUCCUGAAGGAAGUAUGGGGCAACAACAAUUGAGCAUUUUCUUUCUCCGCUCUCGUUCUAGCUGAGCUGAUCGUGAUGUGUGAAUCAGCUUGAGCAACGUGCAAUUUUUUGCUAAUUUUUUUUUCCUCCUAGAUUAUGAGUUUUGUACUUUGGUGUUGCCAUGCAACACCCCAUGUGUUUUUCGAGCUGUGUUUUUUGGCAUGGCUUUUUUUUUUAUAUCCCUUAUAGGGAUAUUUAAUUUGUCAUGGGGUGUGU
Solanum tuberosum (potato) is the source of this 933-nucleotide messenger RNA. RefSeq names its product protein MIZU-KUSSEI 1. The record is from RefSeq and is a predicted model, not a curated record. Bases 24 to 743 code for a protein of 239 amino acids. Gene Ontology annotation, biological process: hydrotropism. Lineage: Eukaryota; Viridiplantae; Streptophyta; Magnoliopsida; Solanales; Solanaceae. The transcript has a single exon.